Molecule: messenger RNA, 1140 nt
Organism: Camelina sativa (false flax)
Lineage: Eukaryota; Viridiplantae; Streptophyta; Magnoliopsida; Brassicales; Brassicaceae
Source: RefSeq, a predicted model, not a curated record
UCAAAUAAUGCUAGGGUUUCAGCAAACCAAACAGAGAUGAGUAAAGUCAUCGAGUGGUCUGAUUUACCCAGAGACCUCCUUGACUAUAUAGCCAACGGUCUCUUCUCCAAAGUCGAGCUUGUACGAUUCCGUAGCAUCUGCAAAACAUGGCGUUCAUCUGUGGUGACGAAGAAAAAGCGUUUUCCCAACCACAUAAAUCGCAACCGUAGACGCCGUCUUUCGUCCUACGAUUCUAAAAGGUGUAUACUCUCUCCCGCAGCUCUCUGUCGUGUGAUUAUCUCGUCACGUCCGGACAAAGGAUGGCUUAUCAAAACCAAAGGUAUCUAUGGUGUCUCCUCUAAAUCGAAACUCCUUUCUCCUCUCUCUCGUAACUCCAUCAACUCUCCUUCCGGCAAAACCCUCGACCUUUUGGAGUUCACGGUUUCAGAGAUUCAUCAAUCAUAUGACGUUCAAUAUUACGAGCAUGGUUCGAAUAGCGUAACAUCAUAUAAGUUUCCUAGAGUUGUUCUGGUAAGGGAUCUGGUUUUCGUAGUUAAUUGCAACAUGCAAAUCUGGUGGUGCAAUAGUAGCGAAAUUAAUAAACCUUGGGCAAGAAUCGUGGAUGAAGAAGUUGAAAAUUUCUCGGAUAUACUACUUCACAAAGGUCAUCUUUAUGCCUUGGACUGGAAAGGUGCAAUUUGGUGGAUUAGUUUAUCUGAGCUCAACAUAUAUCAAUACGGUCCAUCAACUCCACUGGAAUACUACGAGGUUGAUUAUUGCAAAGAGAGGAAGCUGGUGGAGUAUUGUGGAGACCUAUGCAUUGUUCAUCGUUUCUGUAAGAUAUUUACCGAAAAGAGAGUUAAGGUAGAAAGGACCACCGGUUUUAAGGUUUAUAAGAUGGACGUGGAAAAUGUUAAAUGGGUUGAGGUUAAGUCUUUGGGAGAUAAAGCUCUUGUGAUGGCUACGGAUAGUUGUUUCUCUGUCUUGGCUAGAGAGUAUUAUGGAUGUUUGGAGAAUUCCAUCUAUUUUAUAGACAAGGUAGGGAUAAUUAACGACGUUGAAGUGUUCAAGCUUGGUGAUGGUAGUAUUACUAAAAUGGCUGAUUCUUCUUCUCAGAGUUGUUUUGAGAUGCUUAUUCCUUCUUUUGUUUGAGAAUAUUUU